This is a messenger RNA of Hyaloscypha bicolor E, 1026 nucleotides long. RefSeq names its product DUF1746-domain-containing protein. The record is from RefSeq and is a predicted model, not a curated record. The transcript has 2 exons. Lineage: Eukaryota; Fungi; Ascomycota; Leotiomycetes; Helotiales; Hyaloscyphaceae. Bases 1 to 1026 code for a protein of 341 amino acids. Gene Ontology annotation, cellular component: Dsc E3 ubiquitin ligase complex. Gene Ontology annotation, biological process: SREBP signaling pathway; protein processing.
AUGAACAAUGACUCUUCGCCAACUGACCUGCCCAGGAGCGAGAACCCCACGAGCACGAGCGAGGCAGGACAAGCAGCAGAUUCGGUAGAGUCUACGCAGAGACGACAGGAUGAGGAAAGUCCGGCGGUCAAGAGAGCCCAGGCGCAGAUGAAAAAGAAAUUUGAGUUCAUCACGAGUCUCACGAAUAAUCUCGAUAUCCUCAUCUACGCUGAGCUGAGCUUAGUAUAUUACAUGGACUGCUCACUCUUCCGACUUCUUCUCCGCGUCCUCAAUCAAAUGAUCUUCCUCACGCCAAAACCCAACUUUAUACCGCCUGCGGCUCAACACCGACCCUACAUCGGCGCCAUCUUUGGUCCCAACCUCGUCUGUAUACUCCUACAUAUCUUUACUGCGCGGUCCGAAGCUGGCGAGGUUAUGCGGGGCUAUCUCCAUGGGGGCGUGAUCGUCGAUCUCAUUGGGCAAAAAGGGCCAACGUCGAAAAUACACUUAGUGUUACUGGAUCUGCUGAUUCUCGGGCUGCAGUGUUUUAUGCUUGCAGUCCAUGUGGAAAAAGAGAGGUUAUCAGCUUUAAUAGCAGCAUACCUGUCGCCAGCUACAUCAGCUACGGAUCAACCACGAGCAACUGUAGCCUCAGCACAGGACCAUGAUGCGGAAGAACGAGGAAUCAUGAGAACUGGGGUUACGGCUAAUGGGGAUAUGGAACUACAACCUAUGACAGCACGAGGUGAUGGACCCUCUACGAUGGAAACCGAAGGGCAAGAGCGAAACGAAGAGCGGGAACGGCUCUUAGCUGAACCACCUCCGCGGGAAGACGACGAGGAUCCUUUGGAUACAUUUUGGUCUGGAACGGCUAUUUUGGCGGAUUUCCAUGUGAUACACAAUCUAAAGAAGCAGUGGGCGGAUUAUGGGAAUGCAACUGAAUCUGCUAUUCAGACUAUGGGUUUCAGUGCAGAGUUCGCUGCUGUUGCAGCGAAUCGUCGUUUGAACGCUGCUAGUGCAAGGUUUCAGCAAAACCUGACCCCUUGA